AUGCAAAGCUGACAGCUUGGAGCUCUCGAGCUGAUACCUAACCAGUUCUAAACAGCAGAUCAAUCGAUCGUUCUUUCAAGGCUUCGAUUUGAUGCUGACCGGCUGCAUGGUACUUCUACUACCCGUAUACGUAUGCCCUCACGGCCCUCCAUCAGAAUGGAAGCGAUCUGCAGCAACAAGCCUCGCGGCUCAAUACCAGCAGCCUUCAAUAGCAGCUUUGGUCACGCAAACACCACACCACAACCAAAUCAGGCUUGUAAGCAACAACUAUGGACGCCUCCAAGCUACAAUUGAGAAGCUGUGAGUUGCGGCACGGCUUCGAGCUUACGACUACUGGACAGUCAAGAAAUGCCAGAAAU
Colletotrichum godetiae is the source of this 359-nucleotide messenger RNA. RefSeq lists its product as uncharacterized. The record is from RefSeq and is a predicted model, not a curated record. Lineage: Eukaryota; Fungi; Ascomycota; Sordariomycetes; Glomerellales; Glomerellaceae. The transcript has a single exon. Bases 92 to 304 code for a protein of 70 amino acids.